Lytechinus variegatus (green sea urchin) is the source of this 1882-nucleotide messenger RNA. RefSeq names its product carboxypeptidase B-like. The coding region runs from base 225 to 1628 and encodes 467 amino acids. Gene Ontology annotation, biological process: proteolysis. The record is from RefSeq and is a predicted model, not a curated record. Gene Ontology annotation, molecular function: metallocarboxypeptidase activity; zinc ion binding. Lineage: Eukaryota; Metazoa; Echinodermata; Echinoidea; Temnopleuroida; Toxopneustidae. The transcript is spliced from 10 exons.
ACACUUUAUCACUGUAUCUUUUUAAAUGGGUAUUUGUUUCUUGAAGAUUUUGUUAGCGAACAACUGUAAUUUGAGGAGUGCGUCCAGCACCAAACGGGCAGCUAGCUCUGAUGGGAUAUUUUAACCUAGUUCUGCACAGGCGCUCCAGGUUUUCGCGGUAGUAAUCGGAAACAAAUUCAGGUUUCGGUAUAGGCCUACGCAAGACUCCCUGCAAAUGCUUCAAGAUGGUUUGGUGCAAAGGAAUUGUUCUUGUAUUUGGGAUUUUGGCGUUCUUUUGUGGAUCAAUACUUGCUGUUUUAGGUCCUGGAGACAAAUAUAAUGGAUAUCAAGUUUGGCGCGUAGUACCUACCAACGUAGACCAAAUCAGAAGUCUCAUUAAACUCGAGCACAACUUCGAUGGAUUCGAUUUAGUCGACUUCUGGAGAGAGGCGACACCGUCGUCGCUUCACCGUCCGGUCGACAUCAUGGUUCCACCGAGCCUACGUAAUAACCUCCGUGACAUCCUGACGUCCCUUUCUCUCGACAUCGAAAUCAACAUCCCUGACGUUGGAGCUCUAGUGACUGGCCAGAUGUCAGAGAUUCAAACGAGACGCGCGAACGAGCCAGUCGGUACAGCAGCCCUGUCAGAUUUCGACUACACACGGUACCACACUUACGAUGAGAUCCAGCAGUGGGUAUCAGAUAUUGUGACAGAGUACAGUGACAUCACAUCUCACUUUUUGCUUACAACGUCAUAUGAAGGAAGGCCAAUCAAUGGAUUCCGAAUCAGAGGAAGAAACAGUGUUGCCAGUGAUCCUCCUCCCCCAGCGGUGUGGUUUGAGGGCGGUAUACACGCCAGAGAGUGGAUCAGCCCAGCCACCGUUAUGUGGUUUACAGCACAGCUUCUACAAGAUUAUGAAGACGGUGAUGAAUUGGCUAUGAGUAUGUUUGAUAACAUGGACUGGUACAUCGUCCCAUCUCUUAAUCCAGAUGGCUACACCUACACUUGGACUAACGACCGACUUUGGCGAAAGACCAGAUCGGAUAAUCUAGACAGCACAGGUAGUGGUUGCAGGGGAGCCGAUCCGAACCGCAACUUCCCUUUCGGAUGGGCCGGAAACGGCACCAGUCCAUUCCCGUGUUCAAACAUCUAUCACGGCAAAUCGGCUCUCUCUGAACCCGAAGUCGAUGGCGUUGUUGAAUAUCUUCGCAACCUGAAGGCUAAUAACCAGAACUUCCUCAUCUUCCUCGAUUGGCACAGCUACGGACAAUACUUCCUCUCUCCGUGGUCCUACUCGGCCUACGCCCCAAACCCUCCCGACUAUGACGCAAUGAUGGCAAUGGGUAAGGCUGCGAGUGAUGCCAUAGCAGCCGUCCACGGUACAGUCUUUCAGAGCGGCUCAUCCAUUGAACUCUUGAACGAGGCCGCAGGAUCCAGCAAAGAUUGGGGAUACGUCCCUUACGAUGAGACCAGCAAGUUUAGGGGUGGUCUUGGUGCCAAGUACUCUUAUACUGUGGAACUUCGUGACAAGGGAACCUAUGGUUUCCUGCUGCCCGAGGACCAGAUUCAACCCGUAGGGGAAGAGAUGUACGCUGGGGUCCGGGCCAUCGGGGAUUACAUUCUUAGAGAACUUGGCUUUAUUCCGUAGCUUCCAGGUCUUCGUUACACAAAGUUUGGCCAUCAAUGGCGAAACAUAUCAUAACUGCCUCCGUUAUAAUUCCCAUCUAAACAUUCUUCUACAAACCAUAAAAAAUAUAUGUCUUACCAGCAACACUAGCCAACGUUUUAAGAGGACAACUUGUAUCAGCCCUUGUUGAAAAUACAUCAGGGAGUUAGGACAUAACAUUAAAUGUGACUAGUCACCCUCCUCCAAAAAAAAAACAGUCGUCAGGGAAGGUUCUC